UAAACCAAUAUUUAGCUAAACAAUAUUGUUUUUUUUAAAUAAUAUAAGAAACUGAACCAAUUUCCCCUGUUUCCGUUCUGGUUGGCAGUUGUUCCUGGACAAUUCUAUGCUCUCUAGCUGCCGCUCAUCCUCAAUCCCCACCGUCCAUUUCAAACGACAGUUAACUUUCCCCCCAAACCCUCGUUCAUUUUUUAAUCGGGCCAACGUAAAUGCCACAGAACAAGUCGACCCUCAUCAACCUCCAACAUGUCUCCCUCUGAACCCACUCAGAGCCUUAAUGCCAGCUUAUGAGUCUUCCUACUUCCAUGACCCUCAUUGGGUUCAUUCUCUUUGUUCAAACGCGCUCAAAAUCUCGGCGAAAAUGGGUUUUCUUUGUGAAGGAAAACAACUGCAUGGGCAUUUGGUGAAGUUGGGAUUGUGUACUCUGUCUUUGCAGCAUCGGAUACUGUGUUUAUAUGUUAGAUGCAAGGAGUUUGGUGAUGCACAUAGAUUGCUUGGUGAAAUGACUGUUAGAAAUGUGGUAGCGUGGAACACGGUGAUAUGUGGGGUUGUUGAUGAUAGAAGUCAUUGCAAGUCGAAUUCGUACAUGGGUUUUUAUUUUUUUAGGAGAAUGUUAUUGGAAACUGUGCAUCCGGACAAUAUAACAUUCAAUGGUUUGAUACGUACAUGCAUCGAGUUGAAUGAUAUUGAGAUUGGUAGGCAAUUGCACUGUUUUAUUGUAAAGUUAGGAUUUGAUUCUAAUUGUUUUGUUGUUACUGCUCUAGUCGAUUUGUAUGCAAAAUCUGGUUUAGUUGAAUAUGCGAGGCUUGCUUUUGAGUAUGUUUUGUAUAAAGAUUUGGUUUUGUGGAAUGUGAUGGUGCAUUGCUAUGCUUCGAAUCAUUUGGCCAAAGAGACUUUUGGAAUUUUUAAAUCUAUGCAGUUGGAAGGUGUAAAGGUUGAUGAAUUUACGUUUUGUAGCUUGCUCAACUUGUGUGGUAAUCUGGGAUCUUGUGAUUUGGGAAAGCAGAUUCAUGGUGUUGUUGUUAGACAAUCUUUUGACUUAGAUGUUGUGGUGGCCAGCACAAUUGUAGACAUGUAUGCAAAGAAUGAAGACAUAGGGGAUGCUCGAAGGGCUUUUGAUAUGAUUUCCAUUAGGAAAGUUGUGUCUUGGAACACCAUGAUCGUGGCAUAUGGACAACAUGGAGAAGGGAAGGAGGCUAUAAGGCUUUUCCAGAAAAUGCUUCACGAAGAUUUUUACCCAGAUGAACUAACUCUGGCUAGUAUUGUGAGUUCAUGUGGUGAUUUGUCUGUCAUUAGUGAACUUACACAAGUUCAUGCAUACAUAAUUAAAUCUGGAUUUCAGUCCUUUCCAUCAAAUGCUAAUGCUUUGAUAGAUGCCUACUCCAAGUGUGGCUGCAUUGUUAAUGCAUCUCAAUGUUUCAGCUCAAUUUUAGACCCUGAUCUGUUUACAUGGACUUCACUCAUUUGUGCCUACGCAUUUCAUGGUCUUGCCAAAGAAGCUACCGAGUGUUUCGAGAAAAUGUUAAUUUAUGGCAUAAGACCAGAUGGAAUCACCUUUCUUGGGGUUCUUUCUGCCUGUAUCCAUGGAGGGCUAAUACAUAAAGGCCUUCAUUACUUCAAGACAAUGAUCGAUGAAUAUUGUAUACCACCAGAUUCAGAACAUUAUACCUGUCUCAUUGACCUUAUCGGACGAUCCGGUCUUCUAGACGAGGCUUUCAAUGUCUUGACCUUGAUGCCAACUGAAGCUGGUCCAGACACGUUGGGAGCGUUCCUUGGGGCAUGUAAAGUCCAUGGAAAUGUAGGAUUAGCAAAAUGGGCUGCAGAAAAGCUUUUUGCAUUGGAGCCAAAUAAACCUACAAAUUACAUUCUCAUGUCUAACACCUAUUCUUCUGAAGGUCAUUGGACUGAUGUGGCAAGAAUUCGUAAAACAAUGAGAAAUAGUUGUGAUCAUAAAGCUCCUGGUUGUAGCUGGGUAGAGAUUACUGGUGACGUUCAUACAUUUGUUUCACGUGAUAAAUCUCACCCACAAGCAUCAGAGGUGUAUGCCAUGUUAUGGUUGUUGCUUAGGUCAAUGAAGGAAGAAAAGUGUUUUGCCAAUGCAUUCACUGAUUUUGAAAUUAUUCUGGAUGAAUGUGCCCUUUAACUUCCAUAAUUUACUAGUGCUCUGCUUUGGAGUCGUUCACUCUGACGAGAUUUUGAUGUUGACUGGAAAGAUUUCCUUAAAACAAAGGCAAUAUUGCAACCAACUGAUCUGAUCUAGCCCUCUUAUGAAUCUGCACCCACCUAAAGUACUCAUUAGUCACUGAUAUGAUUUUGGGAAGGCUGACAGUCUCCUCCCUAACAGCAGGAUAUAGAUUAUAAGUUUGAUUAACUUUUAAUAAAAGGGUAAGUGACUUGCUCUUAAUUUCUCUAUCACCAAAAUCAUAUAUGGAGUAAGUUUCUGGCUACUCAUAUAUGAGCAGCUUACUGGUAAUCUGUCUAUUCAA
Ziziphus jujuba (common jujube) is the source of this 2486-nucleotide messenger RNA. RefSeq names its product pentatricopeptide repeat-containing protein At2g46050, mitochondrial. Gene Ontology annotation, biological process: RNA modification. The transcript is spliced from 2 exons. Gene Ontology annotation, molecular function: protein binding; RNA binding. The coding region runs from base 107 to 2143 and encodes 678 amino acids. The record is from RefSeq and is a predicted model, not a curated record. Lineage: Eukaryota; Viridiplantae; Streptophyta; Magnoliopsida; Rosales; Rhamnaceae.